AUGCCUCAUGACGAGCCUCUCAAAAUGGCAUCUGCGCAAGAUACCCGACAUGGCCAAAAGGAAACGUCGGAUCAGAACUUUGAUUAUAUGUUCAAACUUCUCAUCAUUGGUAACAGCAGUGUUGGGAAAACCUCCUUCUUAUUCCGUUACGCUGAUGAUUCUUUUACUUCAGCUUUUGUAAGCACUGUUGGGAUCGAUUUCAAAGUGAAAACAGUCUUCAAAAAUGAAAAAAGAAUUAAGCUACAAAUUUGGGAUACAGCAGGUCAAGAGAGAUAUAGGACAAUUACUACAGCCUACUAUCGGGGCGCUAUGGGCUUCAUUUUGAUGUAUGACAUCACCAAUGAAGAAUCUUUCAAUGCUGUACAAGACUGGUCUACCCAAAUAAAAACGUAUUCUUGGGACAAUGCCCAGGUUAUUUUGGUCGGCAAUAAAUGUGACAUGGAAGAGGAACGUGUAAUCUCUGCUGACAGAGGCAAACAUUUAGCAGAGCAACUAGGUUUUGAAUUCUUUGAGACAAGCGCCAAGGACAACAUCAACGUCAAGCAGACUUUUGAACGGCUUGUGGAUAUCAUCUGUGACAAAAUGUCUGAAAGUCUGGAGACCGAUCCUGCUAUUGCUGCUGGUAAACAGAACACAAGACUAAAGGAGAGCCCUCCACCACAACAGCAACCCACCUGUGGCUGUUAA
Molecule: messenger RNA, 687 nt
Organism: Thamnophis elegans (Western terrestrial garter snake)
Lineage: Eukaryota; Metazoa; Chordata; Lepidosauria; Squamata; Natricidae
Gene: RAB3C
Product: RAB3C, member RAS oncogene family
Exons: 5
Coding region: 1-687 (228 amino acids)
Biological process (GO): regulation of exocytosis; protein secretion; protein localization to plasma membrane
Cellular component (GO): endosome; synaptic vesicle; plasma membrane
Molecular function (GO): GTP binding; GTPase activity
Source: RefSeq, a predicted model, not a curated record